AUGUAUGCCCUUUCUUGUACCGACGGGUUCAAAUAUCCUGGUUCCGAACCAACCUACAUCACAGACAUCAUCCCCGUGUCUGCUGGGCUAGCAGCCGUUGGCUCCGACCAAAGUCUCUCCAUCUUCAACCCUCUGCGCCUCAACCAGGGACCUCUCAAGAAAGUCCAGACCAACCAUGGGAACAUCAGCUGCGCAGAAGUAUUCAGCGUUGGAAACUCGAUCGUUGCCACAGCAGGCGAGAACGGGACGGUUUCGCUCUGGGAUCUGAGAAGCGAUGCGGCCAACACACCAGUGCUGCAAAUAGGGACGCCAGGCGAAGGUCCUGGUUUGCUCUCACUUGCUUGCUCGGAACAGACAAACACAUUAGCUGCCGGCACCGAACUGGCUAACCACCAAGCAUCCAUUCUUUUAUGGGAUCUCCGCUCCCCCCGCGUUCCCAAAAUCCACUACGACGAAGUCCACAGCGACGACGUAACCGAGCUCUCCUUCCACCCCACUAACCCUCACCUCCUUCUCACCGGCUCGACCGACGGACUCGUCAACGUGUGCGACACGCGCAUUACGGACGAAGACGAAGUGGUGAUCGCGGCCUUCAACCACGGCUCCGUGCACCGGGCCGGCUUCCUGAACGAGACCGAGGUGUACGCCGUGUCGCACGACGAGCGGUUUGCGCUGUACGACAUGGGCGAGACGGUUGAGAAGGGCUCGCCGACGCUCGACCUGGGCGACAUUCGCAAGGUGGUGGAUUGCCAGUAUUUGUGCAACGUUAUUCCGAAGGUGACGGGUGCUGGGGCGGUAAUUGGUGCCGGAACACAGGAUCAAGAACUGUUCCGGUUGAUCCAUCUAUCGAAGAAUGGUGCUUCAUGGAGCCUGGAUAGUGAGACUGUGGUAGGUCUUCCGGGGGCACAUGGAUCCGAGAUUGUUCGCAGCUUUUGCUUUGUUGAUGAGCAGCAAGUAGUUUUUACCGCCGGAGAGGACAGCUGCAUCAAGGCGUGGCGGCCCAGUGUAUAAGCAAGCGCGCAGUCACUUAAGCCAUCG
Messenger RNA from Neurospora tetrasperma FGSC 2508, 1038 nucleotides. RefSeq lists its product as uncharacterized. Gene Ontology annotation, molecular function: protein binding. The transcript is spliced from 3 exons. NCBI's taxonomy places the organism in Eukaryota, Fungi, Ascomycota, Sordariomycetes, Sordariales, Sordariaceae. Bases 1 to 1011 code for a protein of 336 amino acids. The record is from RefSeq and is a predicted model, not a curated record.